AUGAUCCACUCUUACUUCUGGGGAACCGAUCCGAUUGGAUCUGAGGUUACCGAUCGGGUUCGGAAAGAGCUAGUCGAUAAGUGGUGGCUAUACGUUUGUCCUUCCGAUAAAGGGUGUGAUGAUCCGCUCAUCAAUCCGUUUGCAGAUGGAUCCCCGGAUCUUGCAGGGUUGGCAUGCCAUAGAAUCCUUGUUAUUGUUGCAGAGAAGGAUAUAUUGAAGGACAGGGGGAGGUUUUAUUACGAUAAAUUGGUGAAAUCUGAGUGGAAAGGAAAAGCGGAGAUUAUGGAGACUGAAGGUGAGGGUCAUGUGUUCUAUAUCUUUAACCCUGAAUCCGACAAGGCCAAGAGCUUGUUCAAACGCUUGGCUGCUUUCUUGAACCAAGGCAAGUGA
This is a messenger RNA of Hibiscus syriacus, 390 nucleotides long. Its product is annotated as probable carboxylesterase 2. The record is from RefSeq and is a predicted model, not a curated record. NCBI's taxonomy places the organism in Eukaryota, Viridiplantae, Streptophyta, Magnoliopsida, Malvales, Malvaceae. The coding region runs from base 1 to 390 and encodes 129 amino acids. Gene Ontology annotation, molecular function: hydrolase activity. The transcript has a single exon.